AUGUCGAAAAAUCUUCAUUAUGAAGAAUACUGGACAAACACCAGCGUUGAGGACUGGUCGAUCGAAUCAUUUGAUGUUCAUUGGAUCCAACAAAAUCCACGUCUGCACCAUAGGUCAGCUCAAGCUCACGCUUCACUAGGUAAUGAGUUAAGUAUACUUGCUAGGAGAUCAGAUCAAAGGAUAGCGGAUAAAGCACAAUCGUUACAAAAACAACUAAAGAACAAUCCAUCGGAGAUCCAUAAAAUUAUCUGGGAGAGAAGUGAGGAAAUCGCGUCAUCACAGGUUCAUCUGUCACUCAGCGAAAUCUUAGCAAAGGUCAAUAUCAAGAAAACUCUUGUUGACGAGAUCAGCGAAUCUGAAAGAAAAAAAAAAAGAUCCCUUUCUACAAAUGAAACACGCGAUACAAACUGUUUAGGAAAAAAAAGCAAGAGUGACAACAUACAUAAUGGAGAAACAAGCAAGGAUAACAGCGAGCAUGAAGAGAGCGAAACUCUGGUUAAAAAUCUUCUCGAUGAACUACAACAGUGCUCUGAGAAAACGGAUAAUUUAAUACACAGUUUUCAAAAGUACUGUAGUGAUUCUGUUAAUGAAUUUACCCGGAAUGAAAUUAUGGACCUAACCCCGUCUUCAGAGUUUGUUCUAAGAUAUACGGAUGAGGAUGACUACAUUCAAGUUCUAAAGAGACCUUUGAGCCUGUCGAUGAGUUGUUUCCGGAAGAGCAAUUAUACCCAUCAACAAUGGGAUAACAAGCUGGAGAGUUUGUUGGAACCGGAGGAAGAUCCAUUUUUGAAAAAGUUGAAGAGACUUUUAUUUGAGACAUUGCCUGCCUUGCAAAACCAUGAUAUGCUGGAAGAUGAAUUUAUGAAUACGUACAUCCAUCCUGUUCUAAAGAAGGCAAUGUGCAGGUUUUCGGAUAUUCGUUAUAUACCGGGAAACAAAGCUAUUCAAGCAUCUGCGUAUAGGAAGUCGAUAACGAAACAAGAAGGAAAUGCAGACCGCUCAGAUGGGAUUGCGUACACAAACACCGAAAAAUCAUAUGAAAUUUGUGUAGUAGAGGGUUCCAGGCCAUAUGUUGUUGAUGACACAAAGGAAAUGUCUGAUUAUGUUCAGAAUGCGCGAGCUGGAAAAGAUAUAAUAAACUAUACUGUUGUAUCCGAAGUCAAGUUGAAACGAGCACCGCCCCUGCAAUUCAAAGCCUAUAUGGUUCAGAGCAUUGGAUUAAGUCUUCGAUUUUACUUUAUGGACUAUUUGGGAACAUAUCGGCUUUUUGAAAUUGAAACGUGCGAAAUUCCAACGGAAAUAGAAGGUGUCAAUUUAUUCACAUCUUUUUUUAAGGCAGUUGUGACUUGGGCGUUGAUGGUUAAGGGCACUGAUCAAGAAUUCCGAUCAAGGAAAGAAAUGCUUGAUGAUGAAAAAUCGUAA
This is a messenger RNA of Funneliformis mosseae, 1422 nucleotides long. NCBI's taxonomy places the organism in Eukaryota, Fungi, Glomeromycota, Glomeromycetes, Glomerales, Glomeraceae. The record is from the annotation of a GenBank genome assembly.